Loa loa (African eye worm) is the source of this 467-nucleotide messenger RNA. RefSeq lists its product as hypothetical. The transcript is spliced from 2 exons. The record is from RefSeq and is a predicted model, not a curated record. NCBI's taxonomy places the organism in Eukaryota, Metazoa, Nematoda, Chromadorea, Rhabditida, Onchocercidae. Bases 228 to 467 code for a protein of 79 amino acids.
CUGCUAAAGAGAGGAAGGAGACAACAAACAUUGGAAAUUUGAAAAUGUUUGGAAUAAAAGAAUGACAACAAAUCUAUAAAAUAGGCUAGUUGCAGUCAGAAGAUAUACAACAACAACAAGGUGGGGAAGCGAAACCAUUGCGGAACGAAACCGAAUGAAUUGUGUAUCCGUUGCAUCAGACAAGAUCGAUCGGGACGAUGUGCUAUUGAACGAUGAGGCACUGACAGAUGGAAGUUUGCAAGGCUGCUGGAGUUGUUGCUACCGCUGCAAUCACCAUUAUUACUAAUACGACUGCUAUAACUGUUGUUGUUGCUUUGUGGGACUGGAAGGAGGAAAGGGUGGAGUCAUCUAUGAAAAGUGACAAAGGAAAGAGUGCGAGUUCGUUGAACCCGACUAAACCGCUCGUAGAGGGUGCCGCGGCACCAGAAAUUAUGCUGAAAUUGCUUGAUGCUUACGCGAUGUUAUGA